CGCUGUGGAGGAGGAGGCGGAUGCGGAUGGUACAGCACCAUGUUGGAAACGUGCAUGUGGGAACCAGGUUGGUGUACUAGUAUGCGGCCUUGAGGGAGGUAAAGUUACGUCGUGGUUCCUUGCACUCUAGGCAAUUUACAGGUUUCGCUUUGCUUGCUUGGCACAAAGCAGGUUACUGCCUUCUAUUCAGGGGUAAACAGCGGUGGUCUGGCUGAGGUGAUAAGGGGGGGUUAAGGCGGGCGAACUCAGUGGGAGGUUGGGACAACAGGGGCUUAGUAUAUCUUGUUGGGGCUUUGGCUCGGCAUGUUUGCACAUGGGCUCCUGGUGAGAUGUGCGAGGGUGUGGGCAUGUGGGGUGGGAGAUGCAGGAGGACAGAAUCGUGGAGGGAAAGGUGUAUUGGUUAAACUGGUUAAACUGGCGAGGCAGGCGGCUCUAGCCAUGUACUAUAUGGGCUGAGCUGUCUAGACAUACUGGGCGACGCAGGAAUCACUUUCCUGACAGGUGACCGUAGCUGUCCGGCCCACUGGCCGGAGGGGAACGUAAGAAUGCAGAGUUUGUGAUCUAGCCUGGUGAUUUCCGUUUGUCGCGCGCUGCACCGAGUUCUCAGCUUUUCCUUUGCUGUGCCUGGCGGGCCGUUACGAACAGGUGCAUGGUGAAGGUUUGCUUUUUAAGCGGUAGUCAUAGAGUUCUUGGUGCAUUACAGCUCACUGAGCGCCACACCGUGCAUGCGGUGUUGGGGCAACUGGCCGUGUGCAGGCGAGCCCCGGGCGGCACCCAGGGCUGCACCAAAAACAGACGGAAUGCACUGGGAGGGGUGGAAAGGGGGGGUUAAAGAAGGCGGAUUACGCCAUCGUUCACCUCAGCACAUCGACACGUGCUGGUGGUGUCAGGAUAGGCCAUGGCGGGUUUUGACUAGGUGUGGCACCCAUGUCGCUUAGGCUGGCGCACUGGUUCUUGACUAACGAACAGGCUAUGAAACACCAGAAGCAGAUGUGGCGGCAGGGAUGGACAGUGCAGGACAGUACUGUUGGGGCUUUGUGACUAUGCGCUUUGGAUUUUUUGAGUAAUUAUGCAACUAUCCUUGCUUACCCGCCUGUGCCUUGCCUUGUGCUAUUCACCGUACUAUCAAGGGACAUAUGAGUCCAAACCGAUGUGGAACCACUGGUGUUCCGGUGUAAUUGCCCGCACAGACCCACUGAAAGAACAAACAUCUCCGAACGGCGCGGAACGUGUCAUGUCGUUAACCAUAGGUGCUGGCCUCUGCAGACUCCUGGGCACCGCUAAUGUGGGGCCCCUUCCAGUUGCCCCUGCACUGUAUCAGGGAUGGUGUCGCUGGAGACCGUGUGGCAACCUCAAACAAGCAUGCCAUGCCACAACGACAAUCUUAUUGGUAGCAAAAACAUUGGAGUGA
Molecule: messenger RNA, 1411 nt
Organism: Volvox carteri f. nagariensis
Lineage: Eukaryota; Viridiplantae; Chlorophyta; Chlorophyceae; Chlamydomonadales; Volvocaceae
Exons: 3
Coding region: 1070-1411 (113 amino acids)
Source: RefSeq, a predicted model, not a curated record